Priapulus caudatus is the source of this 359-nucleotide messenger RNA. RefSeq names its product small G protein signaling modulator 1-like. The record is from RefSeq and is a predicted model, not a curated record. Lineage: Eukaryota; Metazoa; Priapulida; Priapulimorpha; Priapulimorphida; Priapulidae.
UCGGAAAGACGUUGAUUCCAGGUGUUGUGUUUCGCAGAUUGUCCUCGUUAGCCUGGUAACCUGCAGAGCUACUCAGCUAGUGCAGGUGUGUACCAGAUGUGUUUGUCAUCCGUCGGAUGUGAAACAGAGGUCUGACUUAUUGAUUGGUGUUUGGGCUGGUCUCAAGCUUUGAUUGGAAGUUCGAUUUUGAAUCCAAAUGAAAAUGGCGACAGUAAACAAUAACAAUGUUGAUGAGAGUGAAGAGGAAUUGAAGGCUAGAUUGCUACGUGCUGUGAAGAAAGAGGUGAAGCAGAUCAUGGAAGAGGCAGUAACGAGGAAGUUUGUGCAUGAAGACAGUAGCAGCAUAGUGUCACUGUGCG